AUGCCUCCCGCGCAGCUUCAUCCGGGAGCGCCCCAGGUGGUCGCUCCGGCGCCUGCGGUCCCUCUUCAGUCGCCACCGCCUUCGGAGCUGAUGGACGUCGACCCCUCAGCCGGGCCGCCUUCCCAAGCGGUGGCUGUGCAGCCUGUCCUGCAGCCGCUUUCCCUGGGCACCCCCAAGGAGUCUGACACCGCAGCGCCUUGUCCGGCGCCCACUCAGCAGCCGUCGACGCAGCGUCAGGAGACGCUGCCUCUCUUCGUGGGUCCCGACGCCCCGUCGCGUCCAGUACCAGAAGCUGCGCCCGUGGUCACAGAGUCAGCAAAUACAAAGUCUGGUGGAAGCAAUCGCCAAACAAGCGGCUAA
This is a messenger RNA of Schistocerca americana (American grasshopper), 360 nucleotides long. Its product is annotated as vegetative cell wall protein gp1-like. The record is from RefSeq and is a predicted model, not a curated record. The transcript is spliced from 2 exons. Lineage: Eukaryota; Metazoa; Arthropoda; Insecta; Orthoptera; Acrididae. The coding region runs from base 1 to 360 and encodes 119 amino acids.